Messenger RNA from Closterium sp. Yama58-4, 1137 nucleotides. The record is from the annotation of a GenBank genome assembly. Lineage: Eukaryota; Viridiplantae; Streptophyta; Zygnematophyceae; Desmidiales; Closteriaceae.
AUGGACCUUCCUGUCCUACGUCUGCACUCUGACAGAGGUGAGCGCCGCAUUGGCUUAGUCAUGGAGGUGGCUCGUACCUCCAUGAUCCAUGCGGUUGCUCCCCAUUUUCUGUGGCCGUUUGCGGUCCGGUAUGCUGCGCAUCAGCUCAACCUCUGGCCCCGUGUCUCCUUGCCGGAGACCUCGCCCACACUGCGUUGGAUGGGGGAGGUUGGCAAUGCGCCGCAUUUCCGGGUCUGGGGCUCUCGUGCCUUUGUCCGCGAUACCUCCGUGGACAAGCUCUCCUCCCGCGCUAUUCCCCGUAUCAUCCUUGGCUUCCCCCCUGACGCGCCUGGCUGGCAGUUUUACCACCCCACCUCGCGCCGGGUUCUGCCCUCUCAGGACGUCACGUUUGACGAGUCGGUUCCUUUCUACCGUCUCUUCCCCUACCGCACUGCCCCUCUCCCCCCCCCGCCGCUCUUCCUCGCUCCAGGUGCUGCUGGGGGUGGUGCUGCUCGGGGUGCUGCGUCUGGGGGUGCGGAGCCUGCGGUUGCGGAGCCUGGGAGUGUCGAGCAUGAGCGUGCGGGGCCUAGGGGUGCUGAGCCUGUGCUUACGGAGCCUGAAUGUGCGGAGCCUGGGGGUGCUAAGCCUGGGGGUGCUGAGCCUGAGCUCUUCAGGGUGCCUCGCCGCAGCGGUCUCCCCUCUCACCUCAACAGUUGCGCGAGUGGUUUGCUCGACGUACCCGCCUUCGGAGUCGCGCUACUGGAGCUGGAGGCACUGGAGCUGGAGGUGCUGGAGCGGGAGGCGCUGGAUCUCGAGGGGCUGGAGCUGGAGGCGCUGGCGCUGGAGGCGCUGGAGCUGGAGGCGCUGGAGCUGGAGGCGCUGGAGCUGGAGGCGCUGGAGCUGGAGGUACUGGAGCUGGAGGCACUGGAGCUGGAGGCGCUGGAGCUGGAGGUGCUGGAGCUGGAGGCGCUGGAGCUGGAGGCACUGGAGCUGGAGGUGCUGGAGCUGGAGGUGCUGGUGCUGGAGGCACUGGAGCUGGAGGCACUGGCGCUGGAGGCGCUGUUGUUGGAGGUGCUGGAGCUGGAGGUACUGGCGCUGGAGGCGCUGGCAAUGGAGGUGCUAGAGGUGGAGGCCCUGUGCAGCAGCGACCGUUCUUAG